AUGCAAGAUGCUCAUCCUUGCCCAAUUCCCAUGGCUAUUGGGACUAAGCUUUCUGUUGCAAAUAGUGAGUUGUUUAAGGCGUCUAGUCUUUAUAGAAGCACCAUUAGAGCAUUACAAUGCUUAACUUUAACAAGGCCUGACAUUAGUUUUACAGUCAACAAACUAAGUCAAUUCCUUCAAGCCCUAACAGAACUUCAAUGGCAGGCUUGUAAACAUGUGUUGAGGUAUAUCAAGGGCACCAAAUUCCAUGGCCUUAUCUUCAAACCAGCAGCCUCUCUUUGUGUUGAAUGCUAUGCUAAUGCUGAUUGGGGUAGUAACUUGGAUGAUAAAAGAUCCACAAGCGGGUAUUCAUAUGCUAUUAAUGCCUCAUAUAUUGUUAAGUUUAAUGGGUUCAAUUAUAAUGAGUGGAGUGAGCAAGUCGAGUAUUACUUGGGUAUUCAGAAUCUUGACCUUGCACUCAUGACAAAGAAACCAAUUGAUCUCACUAAGAACAACACUGAUGAGGAGAGGUCUUUCCAUAAAGAAUGGGAGAGAUUGAAUAGAUUGAGCUUGAAGUUUUUACGGAUGACAAUGGCGAGUGAAAUUAAGACUUCAUUUCCUGCCACAGAAUAUGCUAAGGAAUUUAUGAGAUUAGCCAAAGAGACUUCUCAGUCUGAGGCCGUUGACAAGUCUCGUACUGGGGCAUUAAUGAAUAGGCUGACCACAUGA
Molecule: messenger RNA, 708 nt
Organism: Pistacia vera
Lineage: Eukaryota; Viridiplantae; Streptophyta; Magnoliopsida; Sapindales; Anacardiaceae
Exons: 2
Coding region: 1-708 (235 amino acids)
Source: RefSeq, a predicted model, not a curated record